AUGACACAGUUCUUUUCUACAAAAUCUAAUUUUGAUUUAGUUCUUGCCAUUGCUUCUGGAUCACCAACAGCAGAUACAUUUCUUGAAAAACUGAACCCCAAGUCAAGGCCUGUUGCGCAGGAAAUCUUUUCCAGUUGGUUUUACAAGACAGAGCACUUCCAGAAAGUUCAUACGAGCACCGGGCUACCCUUCAGCACGAUGCUUUUUUCCGACGACGAGGAGAGGAACAUUGAAUCAAUUUCAAACAUGGGAGUAACAAGCAUCCUGGUCAAAGAUGGGAUUCGUCUCGGAGCACAAAGGUGAGGGGCUCAAGGAAUUUUCUGAGAAAAACAACCAAAGGUGGUUCAAAUUAUCACAAAAUCCAAAUUCAUUUGUGACAGACAGGUCAAGAUUGAACCCUUUUUUUUAGUACUCAAAUGGAACCUAAGAUAAUGGCAUUGAAAUUGUUACAGAGGCAAGGACUACACCUGGCAAUGUGAAGUGCAGUCCACUGCCAGACAACCGAAACUCAUCUCCUAUAUAAAAUCAACCGUAGAAGCCCAUUUUAUCCAUACCAAAAAUCAACAGCAGCCCUGUAAAACUUCUAGCUUGUUUUGGGAAGCGCUGAUGCAGCGCAUAAUUAUCUAUUUGAGUCCUAAUCUUUUUUAUGUUAUCAAAUCUACCUCAGAUAUAAUGAAUAUUAACAAUAUCACCCUCG
Messenger RNA from Populus euphratica (Euphrates poplar), 697 nucleotides. RefSeq lists its product as uncharacterized. The transcript has 4 exons. Gene Ontology annotation, molecular function: acid phosphatase activity. Lineage: Eukaryota; Viridiplantae; Streptophyta; Magnoliopsida; Malpighiales; Salicaceae. The coding region runs from base 1 to 303 and encodes 100 amino acids. The record is from RefSeq and is a predicted model, not a curated record.